AUGGAAAAACCGUCACUCGAAAGACACAACCCGCUCCGGCAAAAUGCUCCAAGCCCCCCAUAUCCCGACACAGACAAAGAAGUCGCAGUGUCAUACCCACCCCGACCAACCAUCGAACACAGCAUGAACGAGGACUGCACCCUACAAGUCAAUGAUCGGGACUGCACACUAGAGUUCAGCGACCGGGACUACAACCUGGAACUCAAUCAAUACGUCGACGACAAACACACAGACAAGCAGGUCGAGGCCGGAGUUGGAGCCGCAGACAGAGGCCAGGGAGAUGAAAGUGGGCGACAGUCUGCAGAAGACGGGAAACAAGAUCCGGAGUCACAGUCUGUGACAGGGACGGUUAGGCGUCAUAGGCCUCGUCGGCGUGAGUGGAUUAUAUUUGGUUCGGCUCUUGGGGCUGUUGUUCUUAUGGUUGUUAUUAUUGUUCCUUCUGCGAUCUUUGGAACCCGUCAGUCUAGGCCACAGUAUAAGCCGCCUACGAAUCCAUAUAUUUCAUGA
Molecule: messenger RNA, 507 nt
Organism: Penicillium psychrosexuale
Lineage: Eukaryota; Fungi; Ascomycota; Eurotiomycetes; Eurotiales; Aspergillaceae
Exons: 1
Coding region: 1-507 (168 amino acids)
Source: RefSeq, a predicted model, not a curated record